This is a messenger RNA of Aspergillus terreus NIH2624, 1236 nucleotides long. RefSeq lists its product as uncharacterized. Lineage: Eukaryota; Fungi; Ascomycota; Eurotiomycetes; Eurotiales; Aspergillaceae. The coding region runs from base 1 to 1236 and encodes 411 amino acids. The record is from RefSeq and is a predicted model, not a curated record. The transcript has 5 exons.
AUGUCUGCACCAGCAUCGCCAUUCCAGGUGCUAUCGGACGACAACCGUGGGCCACUAAUUACCCUGGUGUCGGUGUCCUUCCUGAUCGCCGCGAUUAUCUUUGUGGCCGCGAAAGUGGGAUCGGUCAUCUACUUUAAGCAGCAACAGGCUGCGGUCAACACUCCAAUAUGGGUUGCUCUGGUUCUAUCUAUAGUUGAAGUGGUGGUGAUGCAAAAGGCGGUCGAUCAUGGUGUGGGCAGACACGCAGACACGCUCACGACAGCGGCCAUUUCCACGGCGAACAAGUUUACAUACGUCGCUCAACUCCUCUCCAUAAUUGUCCUGGCCUUAUCAAAGUUGUCGACCACGCUCCUGGUCUGGAAGCUGACCCCCAAGCGGGCGAUUCGCACGGCGUGCAAGGUCACUAUCGGCCUCACAACGGCAUGGGCUGUGUUUGGUCUGUUCGCGAUUGCCUUUCAGUGUCAGAUGCCCGAGCCAUGGGUCUACACACCUGAGAAAUGUGUCGGAGAGGGUGUGCUGUUAUAUCCUGUCUAUGCACUCCACGUCAUCACCGAGGUCAUUGUCGUUGCGAUCCCAUUCUUCAUGAUGCGCCAUGUCCAGCUUGCAUGGAAGAAGAGGGUUAAGAUUCUCGCUUCUUUUUCUGCUCGUAUCUGGUGCGUACUGAUCCCACUGAUCUAUGUCUUCGAAUGGUCUAACAGGUUUGAUAGUGUCGUCGGCAUGGGAAUCGCCCAUCUAUCACUCCUUCCGCCAGCAUUACGCUCAUCAGAUACUGCCUGGGAUAUCGUCCACCCCGCGAUGAUCAACCAGGCCAUGAUGAGCACGACAGUCGCGAUUGCUUGUAUGCCGACACUAUACCACAUAUUCGCCGGUCUACACUCAGGCCUGAUCACCACGCGACUGCCAGACGAGGUGGAGCUCAGCCACCCGAAGAGCAGCGGGUACAUCAACCAAUCGACCAUCAUGGGCAGCAAGACCGGAGAGGUGGUGCGGGAGAAGAAACGGAACAGCUUUUACGCCGAUAUCUCUCGCUUCGGAAAUGUCGGGUCGUCCGUGGUGACGGAUAUCACGACUUCGCGGCACAAAACUGCCAUCUCCCGGAGGUCUAGUGGAAGCGAGAGCACGGGGAGCAGGAGACAUCUUACACAGGAGACUACGCAAGAUGGGGUCCUGAAGACGGUGAAUAUCAAGGUGGAGGUAGAACGAGAUUCUCACCCGUCGUGGCUGCAGUCACGAUGA